This is a messenger RNA of Egretta garzetta (little egret), 4323 nucleotides long. RefSeq names its product collagen type III alpha 1 chain (gene COL3A1). Bases 1 to 4323 code for a protein of 1440 amino acids. The transcript is spliced from 51 exons. NCBI's taxonomy places the organism in Eukaryota, Metazoa, Chordata, Aves, Pelecaniformes, Ardeidae. Gene Ontology annotation, molecular function: protein binding; extracellular matrix structural constituent. The record is from RefSeq and is a predicted model, not a curated record.
AUGAUGAGCUUUGUGCAAAAAGUAACUUUGCUCAUUCUUGCCGUGUUUCAACCCUCAGUUAUUUUGGCACAACAAGAAGCUCCAGGAGGAUGUACCCAUCUUGGGCAGGCUUAUGCUGACAGGGAUGUUUGGAAACCAGAACCAUGCCAAAUCUGUGUGUGUGACUCAGGAUCUGUUCUCUGUGAUGACAUCAUCUGUGACGAUCAGGAGCCAGACUGUCCCAACCCAGAGAUUCCCUUUGGAGAGUGCUGUCCAGUUUGUCCACAAACAACAACACAACCUCCAAGAGUAAUGGUCAGCCAAGGCCCCAAAGGAGACCCUGGUUCUCCUGGGGUUCCAGGCAGAAACGGUCCCCCUGGCCCUCCGGGACAGCCAGGAAGUCCUGGAGCUCCUGGCCCGCCUGGAAUCUGCCAGUCAUGUCCCAGUAUAAAUGGAGGUAGUUUUUCUCCACAGUAUGACUCCUAUGAUGUGAAGGCCGGUUCAGUUGGUAUCGGUUACCCACAGCCCAUUACUGGAUUUCCAGGACCCCCUGGCCCCAGUGGCCCCCCUGGCCCACCUGGUCAAGCAGGUCCCCCUGGCACUGCUGGAUAUCAGGGUAACCCCGGAGAACCAGGACAACCCGGCCCUCCUGGACCUCCAGGCCCUUCUGGAAUAACAGGCCCAAUUGGUCCACCAGGAAAAGAUGGAGAACCAGGAAGACCAGGGAGAAAUGGAGACCGUGGAGUCCCUGGAUUACCGGGUCACAAGGGACACCCUGGAAUGCCUGGGAUGCCUGGGGCGAAAGGUCAACGAGGUUUUGAUGGAAAAGAUGGUUCCAAAGGUGACGCUGGAGCUCCUGGUCCGAAGGGUGAAACUGGUCUUCCUGGAGCAAAUGGAUCACCGGGCCAACCGGGACCAAGAGGCCCACCUGGUGAAAGAGGAAGACCUGGGAAUCCUGGUGGUCCUGGUGCCCAUGGCAAAGACGGAUCUCCAGGAGCAGCUGGCCCACCUGGUCCCACAGGUCCCCCUGGAACUGCAGGAUUUCCAGGAUCUCCAGGUUUUAAGGGUGAAACUGGUCCUCCUGGUCCUUCUGGUCCUACUGGUAGUCCUGGAGAGAGAGGAGAACCUGGUCCUCAGGGUCUUGCUGGGCCAGCUGGGCCUCAGGGCCCUCCUGGAAGAGCCGGAAGCCCUGGCAACAAGGGUGAAAUGGGACCUGCUGGUAUUCCUGGUGCUCCUGGUCUUCCAGGAGGCCGCGGUCUUCCUGGUACUCCAGGUACAAGUGGAAACCCUGGAGCAAAAGGCACUCCGGGAGAACCUGGUAAGAAUGGUGCAAAAGGAGAUCCAGGCCCAAAAGGCGAACGUGGUGAAAAUGGCACCCCAGGUGCUCCUGGACCGCCUGGUGAGGAAGGCAAAAGAGGUGCAAAUGGUGAACCUGGCCAGAAUGGCGUACCUGGUACCCCUGGAGAAAGGGGCAACCCCGGUUUCCGUGGCUUACCCGGCACCAAUGGACUUCCAGGUGAAAAGGGUCCUGCAGGUGAACGUGGUAGCCCAGGUCCUCCUGGGCCCAGUGGACCUGCAGGAGAGCGUGGACAAGAUGGAGGCCCAGGUCUUCCCGGAAUGAGAGGUUUGCCCGGAAUUCCAGGAACCCCUGGAGGUGAUGGGAAACCUGGCCCUCCAGGUAAUCAGGGUGAAACUGGCCGCUCUGGUCCACCUGGUCCCCCAGGCCCACGUGGUCAACCAGGUGUAAUGGGUUUCCCUGGUCCUAAGGGCAAUGAGGGUGCACCAGGUAAGAACGGAGAAAGAGGCCCUGGUGGACCACCUGGAACACCUGGUCCUGCUGGGAAGAAUGGUGAUGUUGGCCUCCCAGGUCCUCCUGGACCUACUGGUGCUUCUGGGGAGAGAGGAGAACCAGGACCAGCAGGUCCACCUGGCCUCCAGGGAUUGCCUGGUGGACCAGGACCAGCUGGAGAGAAUGGAAAGCCUGGAGAACCAGGACCAAAAGGUGAUGUUGGAGGACCUGGAUUCCCAGGCCCUAAGGGUGAAAAUGGUAUUCCAGGUGAACGUGGUCCACAGGGUCCUGCAGGACCUCCUGGAACAAGAGGUGGGCCAGGUCCUGCUGGCUCAGAAGGUGCCAAGGGUCCUCCUGGACCCCCUGGUGCUCCUGGAGGCACAGGGCUGCCUGGCUUACAGGGGAUGCCAGGAGAAAGAGGAGCUUCUGGAAGUCCUGGACCAAAAGGGGAUAAGGGUAAUGUAGGUCCCAUCGGUCCUCCUGGUCCUGCCGGCCCACCUGGAGAUAAGGGAGAGACUGGUCCAGCAGGUGCCCCAGGUCCAAUGGGUUCCCGUGGUGGUCCUGGUGAACGAGGAGAACAAGGUCUUCCUGGACCUGCUGGCUUCCCUGGAGCUCCAGGCCAAAAUGGGGAACCUGGUGGGAAAGGAGAGAGAGGCCCACCUGGUCUAAGAGGAGAGGCUGGACCCCCCGGACCUCCAGGUCCACAAGGUGGUCCUGGUGCACCAGGUCUACUUGGUCCCCAAGGACCAAAAGGAGAACGUGGAUCUCCUGGAGGCCCUGGUGCUGCUGGUUUCCCUGGUGCUCGUGGUCUACCUGGUCCCCCUGGUAACACUGGUAGUGCAGGUCCCCCUGGUAACACAGGGCCUGCAGGCAAGGAUGGGCCCCCUGGAGCUCCCGGUAGUGCUGGUUCCCCUGGCAGUCCAGGAUCUCCUGGAGUAAGAGGUGAGCCUGGCCCACCAGGUGAAAGAGGGCUACCAGGCACAUCAGGAGAAAGGGGGCCUAUAGGAGAACGAGGUCUUCCAGGCGCCAGUGGUAUCCGGGGUAACAUAGGUUUGCCAGGUCCGCGUGGCCUAAGCGGUCCAGCCGGUGCACCAGGUAGCAAGGGUGAAGAUGGUAAACCAGGCACCAAUGGUGUCCCAGGAGAACGUGGUUCUCCUGGUCCACAAGGUCCUAUGGGGCAAAGAGGUUUACCUGGAGAGCCUGGAAGAGACGGUAACCCUGGCUCAGAUGGCUUGCCUGGACGUGAUGGAUCCCCAGGAGGCAAGGGUGACCGUGGUGAAAAUGGCUCUCCUGGCCCUCCAGGAGCUCCUGGUCACCCUGGGCCUGCAGGUACCAGCGGUGCACCUGGAAAACCUGGUGAAAGAGGAUUUCAGGGUCCACCUGGCCCUGCCGGUCCUGCUGGUGCUGCUGGUGCUCGAGGUCCUGCCGGUCCUCAAGGUCCUCGUGGUGAUAAAGGUGAAACUGGAGAGAGAGGCAGCACCGGCAUAAAAGGUCAUAGAGGAUUUCCUGGUACCCCUGGUCUCCCUGGUCCUCCUGGUCCCAUAGGUCCACAAGGUGCAAUUGGAGGUCCAGGAGCUUCAGGUGCAAGGGGUCCCCCAGGACCAUCUGGGCCACCUGGAAAAGAUGGUAAAAGUGGCUAUCCAGGUCCUAUUGGUCCUCCUGGACCUCGUGGUAACAGAGGUGAAAGUGGCCCAGCAGGUCCACCAGGCCAGCCUGGUCUUCCUGGUCCUUCUGGUCCUCCUGGUCCAUGUUGCGGUGGUGUGUCUGCCAUUGGUGUUGGUGAAAAAGGUCCAGUGGGCUAUGGGUAUGAAUAUCGAGAUGAGCCAAAAGAAAAUGAUAUCAAUCUGGGUGACAUCAUAUCUUCAAUGAAAUCAAUUAACAACCAGAUUGAAAACAUCAUUAGUCCUGAUGGGUCACGGAAGAACCCAGCUCGUAACUGCAGAGAUCUGAAGUUCUGCCAUCCUGAGCUCAAAAGUGGGGAGUACUGGAUUGAUCCUAACCAAGGCUGCAAGAUGGAUGCUAUUAAAGUAUACUGCAAUAUGGAAACUGGUGAGACAUGCCUCAAUGCUAACCCCAGCACUGUGCCGAAGAAAAACUGGUGGACCAGCGAAAGCAGUGGAAGGAAACACGUUUGGUUUGGAGAAUCUAUGAAUGGAGGCUUCCAGUUCAGCUAUGGAGAUCCUGAGCUUCCAGAGGAUGUCUCAGAAGUUCAGCUAGCUUUCCUCCGCAUCCUUUCCAGCCGUGCCUCUCAGAACAUCACCUACCACUGCAAGAACAGCAUUGCCUACAUGGAUCAAGCCAGUGGAAAUGUUAAAAAAGCUCUGAAAUUGAUGAGCUCUAUGGAAAGUGAGCUCAAGGCUGAAGGAAACAGCAAAUUCACAUAUGCUGUUCUGGAAGAUGGCUGUACUAAACACACCGGUGAAUGGAGUAAAACAGUCUUUGAAUACAGAACGCGCAAGUCAAUGAGGUUGCCUGUGGUUGAUAUUGCGCCCAUAGAUAUUGGUGGUCCUGAUCAGGAAUUUGGCGUGGACAUUGGCCCAGUCUGCUUCUUAUAA